AUGAAGACCUCCACAGCUGCCAUUGCUGUACUUCUUGUGGCUGUCCUCUGCUACCAGGCCUCCUCUUCUCCACAGAGUGUCAACUUUUCUAGUCCCUGCUGCAUCAAAUACAGCCAACGUGCGUUUCCCUUGAGCCGCAUAAAGAAGUUUGAGCGCACAGGCAGCCACUGCUCCCAGCCAGCCGUGAUAUUUAUCUCAUUUCUGGACAACAUGGUCUGUGGUAACCCCCAUGAUCAGUGGGUCAAGGACAUCGUGAAUCACCCAAAGUGGAUGGCAGACAAUGCCCUGCACCGUCCCGGCAGCACCUCUGCAAGGACCUCCUCUCAUGGGCACCUCUGA
Molecule: messenger RNA, 339 nt
Organism: Mesitornis unicolor (brown roatelo)
Lineage: Eukaryota; Metazoa; Chordata; Aves; Mesitornithiformes; Mesitornithidae
Product: C-C motif chemokine 5-like
Exons: 3
Coding region: 1-339 (112 amino acids)
Biological process (GO): monocyte chemotaxis; cellular response to tumor necrosis factor; cellular response to type II interferon
Cellular component (GO): extracellular region
Molecular function (GO): chemokine activity; CCR chemokine receptor binding
Source: RefSeq, a predicted model, not a curated record